This is a messenger RNA of Echinops telfairi (small Madagascar hedgehog), 5199 nucleotides long. RefSeq names its product SNF related kinase (gene SNRK). Gene Ontology annotation, cellular component: cytoplasm. The record is from RefSeq and is a predicted model, not a curated record. Gene Ontology annotation, biological process: intracellular signal transduction; microtubule cytoskeleton organization; protein phosphorylation. NCBI's taxonomy places the organism in Eukaryota, Metazoa, Chordata, Mammalia, Afrosoricida, Tenrecidae. Bases 264 to 2639 code for a protein of 791 amino acids. Gene Ontology annotation, molecular function: tau-protein kinase activity; ATP binding; protein serine/threonine kinase activity. The transcript is spliced from 7 exons.
GGACUCCUCAGAUCUGGCCGCAGCGAGGGCUACCUCGGCGGAACUGCAGCCUUACAAUAGAUUGGGGAUCUGGUCUGCGGAGUAAGGGCGCCGAGGGGGAAGAAGCAACUAAGGAAGCAUGGUGAUACCGAGGAUUCUUCGGUCUGCGGUCUGCAGGAUGUCCAUGGCGAUGUUGAAAAUGAAUUCUCUAUUUUCACCAGAUACCCUUUUAUGAGAAGAUCUAUUUCAAACGGUCAAACGCUCCCUUCUCCUGUUGGACCAGCAUGGCAGGCUUCAAGCGAGGGUACGACGGGAAGAUUGCGGGCUUGUAUGACCUGGAUAAAACCCUGGGCCGGGGUCACUUUGCUGUCGUUAAACUUGCUAGGCACGUUUUCACAGGGGAAAAGGUGGCGGUAAAAGUCAUCGACAAGACCAAACUGGACACCCUCGCCACGGGUCACCUUUUCCAGGAAGUAAGGUGCAUGAAACUAGUGCAGCACCCCAACAUUGUGCGCCUUUAUGAAGUUAUUGACACCCAGACCAAACUGUAUCUGAUUCUAGAACUCGGCGAUGGGGGCGACAUGUUUGACUACAUCAUGAGACACGAGGAGGGUCUUAAUGAAGACGUGGCCAAGAAGUACUUUGCUCAGAUUGUUCAUGCUAUAUCUUAUUGCCAUAAACUGCACGUCGUGCACAGAGACUUGAAACCAGAGAACGUGGUCUUCUUUGAAAAGCAAGGUCUUGUGAAGUUGACGGACUUUGGCUUCAGCAACAAAUUUCAGCCUGGGAAGAAGCUCACGACCAGCUGUGGCUCGCUUGCGUAUUCGGCUCCAGAAAUUCUGCUCGGCGAUGAGUACGAUGCACCUGCAGUAGAUAUUUGGAGUCUGGGAGUGAUCCUCUUCAUGUUGGUGUGCGGGCAGCCGCCCUUUCAAGAAGCCAAUGACAGCGAGACGUUGACAAUGAUCAUGGAUUGCAAAUACACAGUCCCGUCCCACGUGUCUAAAGAGUGUAAAGACCUGAUCACUCGGAUGCUGCAGAGAGACCCCAAGCGCAGGGCCUCUCUCGAGGAGAUCGAGAACCACCCCUGGCUCCAGGGCGUGGACCCCUCGCCGGCCACCAAGUACAACAUCCCUCUGGUGUCUUACAAGAAUCUCUCGGAAGAGGAGCACAACGGCAUCAUUCAGCGCAUGGUGCUUGGGGACAUCGCUGACCGGGACGCCAUUGUUGAAGCCCUGGAGACCAACAGAUACAACCACAUCACCGCCACCUACUUCCUGCUCGCCGAGAGGAUCCUGAGGGAAAAGCAAGAGAAGGAGACCCAGACCCGAUGUGCCAGCCCCAGCAGUAUCAAAGCCCAGUUCAGGCAAUCGUGGCCAACCAAAAUCGAUGUGCCCCAGGACCUGGACGAUGACCUUACGGCCACCCCUUUGUCGCACGCCACUGUCCCGCAAUCUCCCGCCCGGGCUACGGACAGUGUCCUCAACGGGCACAGGAGCAAAGGCCUGUGUGACCCGGCUAAGAAAGAGGACCUCCCCGAGCUGGCCGGGCCUGUGGUGUCCUCGGGGCCGCCGGCCAGCUUGAAGCCCACAGCCAGCGGGCGCAAGUGCCUGUUCCGCGUGGAAGAGGACGAAGAGGAGGACGAGGAAGACAAGAAGCCCGUGUCCCUGUCCACACAGGUGGUUCUGCGCCGGAAGCCUUCCGUGACCAACCGCCUGACGUCCAGGAAGAGCGCCCCGGUGCUCAACCAGAUCUUUGAGGAGGGGGAGUCCGACGAUGAGUUCGACAUGGACGAGAAUCUGCCACCCAAGCUGAGCAGGUUAAAGAUGAACAUCGCUUCCCCGGGCACCGUGCACAAGCGCUACCACCGCAGGAAAAGCCAGGGCCGCGGGUCCAGCUGCAGCAGCUCCGAGACCAGCGACGACGACUCGGAGAGCCGCCGGCGCCUUGAUAAGGACAGCGGCUUCUCCUACUCGUGGCACCGCCGGGACAGCAGCGAGGGCCCCCCGGGCAGUGAGGGCGAUGGCGGGGGCCAGGGCAAGCCCAGCCAGGGCAGCGGCGGGGCGGACAAGGCCAGCCCUGGCGAGAACAACGCCGGUGGGGGCAGCCCCUCCAGCGGCUCGGGUGGCAACCCCACCAACACAUCGGGCACCACGCGCCGCUGUGCCGGCCCCGGGGCCCCAGUGCAGUUGGCCUCGCGCAGCGCCGGCCCCGGAGAUCCCGGGCCGCUGGCCUCACGCAGCAUGGGUUCGGUGGGCCCUGGGGCUCUGGCCCCGCGCAGCGCCGGUGAGCUGGUCCAGAGCCUGAAACUCAUGAGCCUGUGCCUGGGCUCGCAGUUCCAGGGCAGCGCCAAGUACUUCCUUGACGCCCAGAACGGCCUGGCCUUCUCCAGCGUGAAGGUGCAGGAGAAGUCCUCGUGGAAGAUGUGCAUUAGCGCAGCGGGGAGUGCGGGGCCGGCCCCCGCCGUGGGCAGCCUGAAGUUCUUCUCUGACCACAUGUCGGCGCCGACCACCCAACUGGAGCGGAUACAGAGCAAGAACCUGAAAAACAACGUGCUUCAGCUACCUCUGUGUGAAAAGACCAUCUCUGUCAACAUCCAGCGCAGCCCCAAGGAGGGCCUGCUGUGCGCCUCUAGCCAGGCCAGCUGCUGCCACGUCAUCUGAGGCCACCGUGCACGCCCGCUGCCCGGCCAGCCCCUUCCAGCCCCACUCGUGCACAGCGGGCACUAGGAGCGGUUAGUUAUCACCUUGUCAUCUGUCUGCCCGAUGACGUGACAACGCAUGGUCUUUGUGCAUGCUGCUAGACACUUCUUUUCCAGCCGAAAAGUCUAUUGUGUAAUUUUUACUUUUGUAAUUUUAAUGUGGAUGAUCAGGAUGAAAUUAAAAUGUAUAUUUGGAACCUAAUAUAAACGGAGCACUUAGAAAUCUAUGUUCUGCACUUAACCUAGAGAGUAAGCGAGAGGCAGAGAGAGAGAGAGAGAAAUCGAGAAAACAAAACCAAACCCUUUUUUUUUCCUUGUGAAAAAUCCAAAUUCCUGCCCGUGGUGCCCUCUGAGCGGAGACUCUGGGCCGCGGGACACGGCAGAGGCAAAGCAAUAAGGCCAUGCGGGGGCCUGGGCACCGGGCUUGCACUGAGAUUCGACCGCUCGAAGGAACAUACCCAUACCCGUUUGUCUUACGCUAUAGUGUGAAAACAAGUUUGGGCUCUGAACAUGUUAACGGAGAAACGCAGAUUUUCUCGCUUUUUGUGAGUCAGGGAGAGAAAGUACUUAUGGUAGGUUUGUAGGCUGAGUUACUGACAAGCAGACAAUCUUGUUUGGCGAUGCGAUGCAGUGGGUCGCUGGCGCCCCACCUCCACUCCCAAGGUGUGCGUUUGUCCAACAAACCAGAACGAGCCUCUGGGCUCCGCCCCCUGGGGGUGGGGCCAGGCCGGGCCCGGCCUACCCCAGGGCUCCCACCUGACCACCGGGGCAGGAGGACAGCCAUUGCACCCAGACGCUGACCAGGGCCAAAGCCCCUCCCUGAGAAGCUGGUUAAAGGUGCCGGCGUCGGUUUGUAGGCGUUUGGUAAUCACCUAUCCCUUUUGUCUUUCCAUUAUUUCCCAUCCUUUGACUCGGCUGUGAAAAUGGACUGAUCUAAAAACCAAACACAAAUUAAAAUUCACCAGGUCAACACAAAACAAAAAAAUGACAAAACGCACAGCGUGCUCUGUUUUUCCCUCUCCUUCUUUGCUGGCAGUGUUUUUCAUGUUGCCUUCCUGCCAAACACGCUCUCCAAGCACUUGCUUCCAGUUGCUCCUGUACAGAGACUGCUGGAGACCAGAUCCUCGUCUGUGUGGCAUGUCCUCUUGCGCGGACACAGUAUGUUGCACAUUGCUAAUUUUGGAAAGGGGCCAGAUGUUCUUUUCAGCGUGCCUAGUGACGUGGGUGCUAGGCAGGUGGGCCGACUAGUGGCUGGAACCUGGCCGGCGGGGCCAGGCGAGCGGGGGUCCUGCCCACCCUCACCUAAUGAGGCUCGUGGCUGUAAGGUGUGAGGUGAUGGCCCAGUGGCUUCUGGUCAUGUCACGUGACGUGGAGCAGGCAGAGCACCAAAGAACUGCCGUAAGACGGCCGUGGUUCCUGCAAGUGUGCAUCGCCUCUGCUCACUUUGGGAAGACUGUAUUAUACUCAGAACUCUGAAUUUCACAGCAUACUGACGCGAACUAAGUAACGAAUUGUACUUAAAAACACUUACUUUACUUUCCAGACCUAGGCUAGAUAUGUUCUCAGCUACAGCUCUAGAUCAGUGUGUAUUUAUAUUGGAAAAGCUACAAGAGUAGACGUGUGGGUGAAGCCAUAGAACUAUUCGCUUGCAAUCCUGGAGCCAGGGAUCUAAUCAAGGGCCAGAAACAAGAUGUGUGGUUCACGUGGAGAGUGAGCGGAACAUCUGUAUUAAAGGUCGGCGAGGAGUUCAUAAAGGGCAUUGGCAAUAAAUUCUUUGUUGCAGCUGUUUUCCAAGUCAUGUAAAUACUUUCCCUGUGAUUCUGUACAGCCUCGGAACGGCACCUUUUCACUAACCCGUAUGUGUUUGGGUUUUUAUAUUCAGAUGUAUAUAUGGUGCUCACUUAGGAUCAGCAGUGUUGACCAUUGAUGCUGCAUAGCUGUAUGAUAGCCUUACUAGUUGUGUGUGGUUGGCGGGCCCUCUGGGUACACACGUUAGUUUGCGUGGCGUCUCCCCCGUUUGUUCCUCGGUGAAUGAUUGUGCAUGUGUCGUAUGUCAUUGUAUGUCAUCUCCCAAACCGGAGGGAGCGGAUAACCAUCACGCGCGAUAAUCUUGGACCAAACUACUUCCCUGCUCUAAACAGUAUCUUGUACCCCUGAACCUGUCUUCAGAAGUCGCAUAUCAUGGCAGUAGUGUAUAAAUUAAAUAGUGUGGAGCAGCAGUUAGUCUUGUAUUUUUCUGUAUGUGUGUAUAUAUAUAUAAUUAUGUACUUCGGGCAAUUCUAUUUAAAGAUGUGACAAUCUUGACACCAAUCUUAAGGACAGCCGCGAGACGGAACGGAAUGAGAGGUGUCCCCUACCAAGGAAGAACCGUGUGUGUGCAGAGGGUACGGAAUUAUCAACUGAUGCAGUCAGUGCCUCCCAUGCUGGCUGGUGUUUCCUCAUUGUGUAAACAUGGACAGAUAUGUGACAAAUGAGGGGGGAAAUCCAAAUAAUAAAGAGACAUUGAUGUUCAGCAAUAGAAA